Thelazia callipaeda (thelaziosis nematode) is the source of this 912-nucleotide messenger RNA. NCBI's taxonomy places the organism in Eukaryota, Metazoa, Nematoda, Chromadorea, Rhabditida, Thelaziidae. The record is from the annotation of a GenBank genome assembly.
AUGCAUGCGAAGUACUGUCUGGGUCAGAAAGCUUCUUGUCUCGAGAUCAGUCCUGACGGAUCUACCUUUCUGGUUGGCCAGGAUAAUGGCCAACUUAUAUCAUUGCAUAUGUUGAACGAAACACUGAUAGUGUCAAAUGCGUGCGAACGGCAUCAAUCCAAAAUCACGGAUAUCGCAUUCAAUCCAACUGCUGACUUGAUCGCCACUUGUUCGAAUGAAAAUAAAAUCGAGUUGUCCUCUUUUAAAGUGGAUAUAUCAAAGCCAGGAAAUCGAAAAAUGAGCAUGUCUAUGAAUGAUUCUGUUCGAGCCUUAACAUUUAUGGAGGAUUUGGCUAAUCAUUCAAAUAUUUUAUUUUCUGGUGUUGGUUGCCAAAUUUGUAUUACUGAUUGUUCUUCUGGCACCACUUUUCGUGUCUUGAGAGGCCAUCGUGGUGUAAUAACAUCAUUUUGUACAUGGGGUGGUUGUAUGUUUGCAAGUUCGUCUGCAGACAGAACGAUCCGUUUGUGGGAUAUGCGUGUUAGUGAAGCAGUACGAGUGUUUGAUCCACUUAGAAAACCUAUUGCAACUUGUGUUUUCCACGUGGAUGGUACUGGCCGAAUUUUAAUACGAGGAGAUGCGGGUGGUGUUAUACAUAUAUUUGACACGUCUUCAAUGAAGAAGAUUACUACUAAGCGAUUUUCGUCUCAACCAAUUUCUUGUCUUCGCUUAGCACAUACGCAACGUUUACUGGCUGUAGCUGAUAAGGAUCGAAUCGCCUUAUGUGACUUGCGAGAUGUAAUGCAGAUUGCUGAAUGGCCUUGUGUUGCGAAGUGUUCCGCUAAAAAUACUGUGCUGAGGUGGCAUCCUACAAAUCCAUCAAUCGCAACAUUGGAUACUCAAAGUAGUCUGAAUUUUUGGCAAUUGCAGCAGUGA